AUGACACGUACUCAUGUGUUUUUGGUUGCAGUUGCAUACGCUUCCGCUCUCAUUGCUUCUUCCAUGGUUUCUGCCAGAGUCAUCGAAGACACGCUCCACGUUUCGAUCAUGAAUAUGAGUCGACUGUGCAGUGAACAACUAAUUCCUGUGGUAAAUAAAAGUCUACCUGGUCCAAUCAUAGAAGCUCGAGAGGGUGAUGCCAUUAUUCUCCAUGUUCUUAAUGAUUCACCUUACGAGCUGACCAUUCACUGGCAUGGAAUUCAUCAAUUAUUAAGUUGUUGGGCUGAUGGAGCAACUUAUGUAACUCAAUGUCCAAUACUACCUGGAAAUAACUACACAUACAAAUUUACAAUCAGAGAGCAAGAGGGAACCAUGUGGUGGCAUGCCCACCAUCAAUGGUUGCGAGCAACGUUGUAUGGGGCAUUCAUCAUCCGCCCAAAAGGAGGCCGACCAUACGCUUAUAAUGUUACUCCAUAUGAGGAAGUUGUCAUUGCCUUAGGGGAGUGGUGGAAUGCUAAUGUUGUGGAUGUGGAGAUGGAAGGACUUGCUACUGGCGGCGGAUUUAAUAAUUCUGAUGCCUUCACCAUUAAUGGCCUCCCAGGCGAUCUCUAUCCUUGCACCUCCCAAAAUGAAACAUAUGAGCUCAAAGUGGUGCAAGGAAAGACGUAUCUGCUACGUAUUAUCAAUGCUGCACUCAAUAACCAGCUCUUCUUCAUGAUAGCCCAUCACAGCUUUACAGUUGUCGCCGUCGACUCUUCCUAUACCAACCCAUGCAAAACAGACGUCAUCCUCGUGGCCCCUGGCCAGACCACUGACGUUCUCCUCAUAGCCGACCAAUCGCCAGGAACUUACUACAUGGCAGCCAGAGCUUACGCCAGCGCCGCCGGCGUCCCCAUAGAUAAUACCACCACCAGGGCCAGACUCGUCUACGACGGCGCAAACGACGCCCCAUCAACCCCGCCGAUGCCUCGCCUUCCUGACUACAACGACACAGCCACCGCCCACAGGUUUUACAGCAACCUGACCGCGCUUUUAACGGCACCGUUUCGGUAUCCCGUCCCCACCCACGUGGACCACCACAUGUUCAUUGCCUUCGGAUUCGGCCUCUACCCGUGCGGGGAGAAUGCCACGUGUGAAGGCCCUUUCGGGCAAAGAUUGGCGGCGAGCAUGAACAAUAUUUCGUUUGUGUUUCCCAGUCGACAGUCAAUACUAGAAGCCCACUUUUAUGGACUCAGUGGGGCCUAUGACGUGGGUUUCCCUAGUCAACCCCUGAGGAUCUUUGACUACACCAAUACCAGCCUUAGCUUGGAUAGGUCAUUGCUCAUGACCAAUAAAUCCACGAUCGUCAAGGAGUUCGAGUUUAACUCGACGAUCGAGAUUGUGUGGCAAAACACUGCCUUGGUUACCAUAGAAAACCACCCUAUGCACAUCCAUGGCUUUGACUUCCAUGUGAUGGCUCAGGGGUUUGGAAAUUACGAUCCGGAAAAUGACCCCGUCAAGUUCAACUUGAAGGAUCCGCAGAUUCGUAACACCAUCGGUGUUCCGGCUGGAGGAUGGGCUGUCAUCAGAUUUCGAGCAAAUAAUCCAGGUUCAUGGCUGGUGCAUUGCCAUUUAGACUCUCACUUGCCUUGGGGAUUAGCUGGUGUAUUCAUUGUCAAGAAUGGAGGCACCAAUGCUUCGACACUGCCUCCACCUCCCAAAGAUCUUCCCUCUUGUGAAGCAUGACAAAACCAUUGAUCUCAAGAAUGG
This is a messenger RNA of Malania oleifera, 1749 nucleotides long. RefSeq names its product laccase-7-like. Bases 1 to 1725 code for a protein of 574 amino acids. Gene Ontology annotation, biological process: lignin catabolic process. Lineage: Eukaryota; Viridiplantae; Streptophyta; Magnoliopsida; Santalales; Ximeniaceae. The record is from RefSeq and is a predicted model, not a curated record. Gene Ontology annotation, molecular function: copper ion binding; hydroquinone:oxygen oxidoreductase activity. The transcript has 6 exons. Gene Ontology annotation, cellular component: apoplast.